Messenger RNA from Topomyia yanbarensis, 724 nucleotides. RefSeq lists its product as uncharacterized. Lineage: Eukaryota; Metazoa; Arthropoda; Insecta; Diptera; Culicidae. The transcript has 3 exons. Bases 260 to 493 code for a protein of 77 amino acids. The record is from RefSeq and is a predicted model, not a curated record.
CAUACGAAACAGCUGUGGUAUCAUCGGCAACGUGAUUGAAGAUCGAUCGUAUUGCAUUUCUGUGUUUCAUCGGCAGUUGAAGUUGGAUCUAUUUUUCGAUAACAAUCAUUCUCUUCGGUGGUAGCAGCAAACUCCAAAUCGCCGCUGGAGGGGAGGAAUAACGCUAACGAUUCUGCUAUAUGGUUCUGAAAAACUAGACCACCGAACUGUUCGCUAUCGGUUGAUCGUCCUUGGCUCAGUGAAAUAGUUUCAUCCAACCAUGCACCAGAUCAGCACACUUUGUAUAGCCGUUCUCGCAUUCAUCCUUGCACUACUAACGAAAGCCGCAGAAUGUACCCUCCAACCAAAGGCACCGAACUUCCAGUAUUUUGAAAGACCCAAAUACCGAUAUCCGUACUACGACGAGAAUGGCAAGGGCAAACUACUCUACGGUUACGGUGGUCCUGAACUGUACCAGUACAAAAGUUACUCACCACUGGAUGGAAUCCAUUAAGGAAUCCAAAGAAUCGUAAUUCGGAAAAAAAAUCGUUAGGGUAUCAUCAGAUAAGAUGUAAAUAGGAAUAGAUCAUUUUCUUUAACUAACAAUAAGAAAGGAACGUCAUCCAGACAAUCACCGGAGGCCGGAUCGAAGCAAUCUCCUAAGACUCAUAUUUCGAGUUAUAUCGAGUCGCUCAAACUAAUUUAACAUUGAUAAAAAUACGCUUUUCAUGGCAAAACCUGGUAU